Melitaea cinxia (Glanville fritillary) is the source of this 1900-nucleotide messenger RNA. It is a transcript of the gene yki, whose product is annotated as transcriptional coactivator YAP1. Gene Ontology annotation, biological process: hippo signaling; positive regulation of transcription by RNA polymerase II. The record is from RefSeq and is a predicted model, not a curated record. Gene Ontology annotation, molecular function: protein binding; transcription coactivator activity. The transcript is spliced from 7 exons. The coding region runs from base 219 to 1634 and encodes 471 amino acids. NCBI's taxonomy places the organism in Eukaryota, Metazoa, Arthropoda, Insecta, Lepidoptera, Nymphalidae. Gene Ontology annotation, cellular component: nucleus; cytoplasm.
UUCUCGAAGACCGGUCUGCGCGGGUGUAGCGGGUGGUGCGCGGGUGCGCGUGGGCAGGCAGCGAGAGUCGAGCGGUGCGGGCGGGGCAUGCGUCAGUCGCGCAGCGAGCGCUAUAUUACGAAUACGUCGGGUGGCGUCGCGCCAACCCGUCGCGUGCUAGUGUUGUGUCAUAGCGGUGGGCCAGGUCGGUUUCGAGAUUUAUUCGUUCCGACACAAACAUGGCUCUUAACUCGGACGGUGAACAGAAAUCGAACCUGGUCCUCCGCGUAGACCAGGAUUCUGAUUCGGUUUUACAAUCAUUAUUCGACACAGUGCUUAAGCCCGACUCUAAACGACCGCUACAGGUGCCUCUGCGUAUGCGACAGCUUCCAAAGUCGUUCUUUAACCCGCCGUCGACCGGUUCAAAAUCGCCAUCUGUGUCUCACUCACGAGAAAACUCGGCUGAUUCGGCAUUUGGAUCGUCAUCCGCCACCGGUGCUGCUCCUGUUUCCCACUCCCGAGCACAUUCUUCGCCGGCAAGUUUGCAACAAACAUACGCAGCGGGACAGCAAAGUCAGCAACCACCGCUACCACAUCAGCAUGCUAAGCAAAGAUCUUACGAUGUGGGGUCACAUAUUCCGGAUGAACUUGGUCCUCUACCAGCUGGUUGGGAACAAGCUCGAACGCCAGAGGGACAGAUAUAUUAUCUCAAUCACAUAACAAAGACGACAACGUGGGAGGAUCCUCGUAAAACUCUAGCAGCCCAGACAGUUACAGCUGGAGUCCAGCACCAGAGCGCUGAAGCGUUACUCACGCAGUCAGCUGCACCACAGACUAUAGCUGCUGCGACACCAGGUACCUUUUUAAUUUAUCGAAAUGAAAGAUUAGAUGCAGCGUUGAGUAACAAUUACUACAAAUUAUCGUUAAUUACACAUAAGGCUAUUAUUUAUACAUUAGCAGCGAAGAGUACAAGCACUAACACGACGACAGAUCCCCUCGGGCCGUUGCCAGACGGCUGGGAACAGGCCACGACGCCAGAGGGGGAAAUAUACUUUAUCAACCACGCCGCGCGGACGACGUCUUGGUUCGAUCCUCGAAUACCGCAACACUUGCAGCGCACCCCAUCAACGGGCGCGGCGGGCGGUGGCUGGGCCAACGCUUCAAUACAAGUGUGCCAGCAGAAGUUGCGCCUGCAGUCCCUCCAGCUCGAGCGUGAGCGGCUCAAGCAACGCCAGCAGGAGAUACGGCUCCAGCAAGAACUGAUGGCGCGGCAGUCGUCGUCGAUCGUGUCGUCGCUGGCGAGCAGCGCGGGCGCGGGCGCGGGCACGGAGCUGCCGCUCGACCCCUUCCUGUCGGGCCUCGCGGACCACCAGCGGCAGGAGUCGGCCGACAGCGGGCUCGGCAUGGCGGUCUCGCAGCCCUCCUACUCCAUGCCGCACACUCCCGAAGACUUCCUCGCCGGCAUGGACGACCGCAUGGACUGCACCAGCGAGGCCGGCGCCCCCAUCGACGCCGACAUCGCGUUAGGCGACACCGACGACUUGGUACCUUCAUUACAAUUGGGAGAAUUCACCAACGAUAUACUACUGGACGACGUGCAGUCGCUGAUAAACUCGACACCCAGCAAGCCAGAAAACGUGUUGACUUGGCUGUAGGAGCUGCUUACAAAGUCUACAAUAUGUAUUACUUUUUAAACAUAGAGUACUUACCGCAUCAUACUAUCGACACCAAUCCCAUCAGUGUCGGUGACCGAACGGUAUUGGUGUAUAUUUCACUAAGCAAUGACAGUUAAUAGGAACGUAUGUAAGUGAUUAUGAUCGGGUGGUUGGGAGAAUUAUGUGUGCUUUGUAUGAAGUUUAUGCGAUAUUUGUCACCUGGCCGAGUCGAUUAGAGUAAUUUUUGUUCAAACUCGUAAACAUUA